This is a messenger RNA of Tetrahymena thermophila SB210, 1420 nucleotides long. Its product is annotated as sterol desaturase. Gene Ontology annotation, biological process: sterol biosynthetic process. Gene Ontology annotation, molecular function: iron ion binding; C-4 methylsterol oxidase activity. The transcript is spliced from 6 exons. Lineage: Eukaryota; Ciliophora; Oligohymenophorea; Hymenostomatida; Tetrahymenidae. The record is from RefSeq and is a predicted model, not a curated record.
UCUUUACAUUCUACAUAUAGUUAAAACUUGUUUAGGUAUUUAAUGACGAAGUGUAUUAUGUACUAAAUUGAUUAAUUAAUUAUUAACUAAUAUAAUUGCUAAUCCAGAAUUUCUACAGCUCUACUUUAAAAAAUAGAAACAACGAUAGGAAAUACAAAUAAAUAAUAAUAUAUUAAUAAUUAAAAGAAAUAUUAAAAGCAAAAUUUAAAAAUGCCUGGCUCCAUAUCGGAUACUACUUGUUCAACUCCAGAAAACGAUACAGUUGAGAGAAUUAUUAAGAAUGAUACUGUUCGUUAUGUAAGAAAAGGUUAUGGUCUCUUCUUUGCUAUAGUUAUUUUCUUAUCAUUCUUUUACUUUGGUCCUAUUUUACUCAAAGCAGUUUGGCCAUUAUAUCUUUCAUUAGGAGAACCUAAAUAUAUUAUCUUCUUUGCUUAAUUUUUAUUCCCAUCCUUCAUGUACGCCUUAGCCAACUUAAUCAUGUGGUCCAUAUACGUUUCUGAAAUUCCCUUCUUUGAGCGUUACCGUAUCUGGCCUGAGAAAUAAUGGCCUUGGUAAAAAGACCCUGUUGCAUGGAGAGCAAAGUUAAGAUAAACACUCAAAAAUAUCUUUAUUAACUAAUUUGUUGUAGCCCCUGCAAUGGCCGCUUUUGAAUUAUUCGUGACAGGAUCAAAAUGCUAAUAUUCUUUAGAAUCCUUCCCUGAUCAUAUCACUAUCAUUAAAUAAAUUACCUUCAUGAUGAUUGUUGAAGACUUUUUCUUCUAUUGGGGUCAUAGAGCUUUACAUACUCCUUAUCUUUAUUAGUUAAUUCAUAAAACUCACCACGAAUAUUACAAUGCUAUUUCUAUAUGCGCUGAGUACGCUCAUCCCAUUGAAUUCGCUGUUGCCAAUGUUUUGACUACAUCAGCUGGUUAUUUGAUACUUGGGUCUAGCGUUCACAUGUCUACCUUCAUUUUAUGGUUGGGUAUUAGAGUUUUCGAAACUAUUGAUGGUCACUGUGGAUAUGAAUUCUCUUGGAGUCCAUACAGAUUACUUCCUCUUAGUGGAUCUAGCGAGUAUCACAAUUAUCAUCACUCACAUAAUGUUGGUGUAUAUGGAUCAUUCUUCACUUAUCUAGAUACCAUUUUUAAAACAAACAAAGACUACUUUGCAUAUAAGGCUCGUAAAGAAAGAAAUGAAAAGGCUAAAAUUGAAAGCAGAGAAUUUUCUAAAGCUAAGAUUGAUCCUAAUGAGUUGAAUGAGAAAUUAAGCAGCUUAAGUAAGCUCUAAGAAUAAAAAAGUUAAUGAUUGAAAAAGUUUAAUAAUGUUAAUAAAAUUUAUUUUUUAUUUAAAUUGUGAUCUUAUUCUUAUUCAUGUUGUUUAUUUCUCUUAUAACUACUUAAAUUAUUAAUUAAAAUAAACUAAUUCCCUUGCUUUCUAUAAA